Hippoglossus stenolepis (Pacific halibut) is the source of this 1833-nucleotide messenger RNA. RefSeq names its product DNA primase subunit 1 (gene prim1). The record is from RefSeq and is a predicted model, not a curated record. Lineage: Eukaryota; Metazoa; Chordata; Actinopteri; Pleuronectiformes; Pleuronectidae. Bases 281 to 1549 code for a protein of 422 amino acids. The transcript is spliced from 13 exons. Gene Ontology annotation, cellular component: alpha DNA polymerase:primase complex. Gene Ontology annotation, biological process: DNA replication, synthesis of primer.
UAGUGACAUCACACCUCAUCAUCAUACAUCUAAAGCACAUUUCAUCUUAAUUUCAGCUCACUCGUCAUAUUUUCUUUUUCAGUCUGAUCAAAUAUCUUCUCCUUUAAAAGUCACUUCCUGGAUUUUGGUGACGACAUCGUCUGCUCCUCGCCUCAUUGGUUGUGUCCGCUGCUUAUGAGUUUUUUCCCGCGUUGUAAACCAACACACAGAAGCUGGGAGUCGCGGGAAAGUUUAACGCUGUUUUACACGUUUACCGGAGAAGCGUGAUCACCACCGGGAGAUGUCGUCCUCCGGUUAUGACCCGGCCUGCCUGCCGGAUCUCCUGCCGCUGUAUUACCGCCGCCUCUUCCCCUUCUCUCAGUAUCACCGCUGGCUCAACUAUGGAGGAGUGCAGAAGAACUACUUUCACAACCGGGAGUUCUCCUUCACACUCAAAGAUGACAUCUACGUGCGCUACCAGUCAUUCACCACGCAGAGCGAGCUGGAGAAGGAGAUCCAGAAGAUGAACCCGUACAAGAUUGACAUCGGAGCAAUAUACAGUCACAGGCCAAACCAACACAACACAGUGAAGUCAGGAGGCUUCCAGGCACUGGAGAAGGAGCUGGUGUUUGAUAUUGAUAUGACAGAUUAUGAUGAUGUCAGAAGCUGCUGCAGUGCUGCAGCCAUUUGUUCCAAGUGCUGGACCCUGAUGACCGUUGCUAUUCUUAUCCUGGAUAGAGCUCUUCGAGAGGACUUUGGUUUCCAGCACCUGUUGUGGGUUUAUUCUGGCAGAAGAGGAGUGCAUUGCUGGGUGUGUGAUGAAGCUGCCAGGAAGCUCUCUGUAGCUGCACGCUCAGCUGUUGCAGAAUACCUGAGCCUGGUGAAGGGUGGUGACGAGACGGUGAAGAAAGUGGUGCUGACACAUCCUCUUCAUCCUCUUAUCGAAGAGGCUUUGGCUGUGGUGGAGAAAUACUUUCCCCAGUAUGCACUGCAGGAUCAGGAAAUACUGAGCCGCAAGGAGUCUGUGGACAAAGUGCUGGCAAUGGUGCCUGAAGAUGUUAGAAAAGAAUUGCAGCAGGAUUUCCAAAAUGAGAAGAAACCUGACAGUCGUUGGAAACUGAUUAAGGAUCAAGCCAGUAAGAAACAGGGCACCGCCAAGAAGGGUCAAUACUUUGAGAAAGAAAUCAUGCUGCAGUAUUGUUACCCACGGCUCGAUGUCAAUGUCAGUAAAGGUGUGAACCAUUUGCUGAAGAGCCCCUUCAGUGUCCACCCCAAAACAGGACGCAUUUCUGUUCCCAUGGACCUCAAAGAAUUAGAAACGUUUGAUCCUUUUGAUGUGCCCACAAUCAGUCUGAUCUGUGAGGAGCUGGAUAGGCCCAGAACAGGAGAAGAGGAGUCGGAGGACGUGAAGGAAAACGAGAAGGACUCAGCAGAGAGACGAAAGAUCAGAGAUUACAAAAGAACCAGUUUGGCAAAGUAUGUGAAAUACUUUGAUCAGUUUCUGGAUGGAAUGGCUCGAUCGUGGAAAGGAGAACUUCUCAAAAAGAGUGAUCUUGAGAAAGAAUUCUGAACUGGAUCAACGAUCAUAAAGUCGAACAAUUUCUGAGGUGGAACUGUUGUGGCUUCAUGUUGUGGUGGAAUAUUCUCAUAUCUCAGAGGAACAGUCAUUUUCUGUUUCAAAUCUGUUUUAUUAUACUCCUAUCAGAUUCAGUAAUGAUACGUUUAUAAAUUAAACAGGAGUAAAUCAUCUUAAUUUGGGAUUUUCUUUAUUAUAUAAUGUUAAUUUUGUAUUUUCUACUUGUUGCUACUGUACAGUCAUUUGUGAAAAUAAAUUUUGGUAUCCCUACCCUUUCA